AUGGCUAGUUCUCCCUCCACAUCGAGACGAGACUCUCACCGUACUCUUGCACCAAUUCUCCGCCUUCCCUUGGAGCUGCGCCAGGCCAUCUACUCCUACCUCCUCCCUGCCGAGAACGUCUCGCACCCACUCCCCUCAGUCGGCAUAACGAGCGUCUCCAAUCGUCCACCCUCUUCUUCACUCCUGAACAUCUAUCCAACCCUCACCGACGAGAUCCUCGACUAUUUCUACCAGAUAUCCACAUGGAAACUCGUCUUCUCCCACGCUUUCAACUUCUUCCGAGUCGAUCCCGAACUACGUAGGCUGGAACAAUCUCCGAGCUUGGCUAGUAUAAGAAAAGUGGAAGUUGUGUUCUUUUGUGAUAUCCUACUCUUGCAGAACUAUCCGUCGUUUGGAAUCGAGAGCUUCUGUGAGGAGAUCAGAAGGAGGGCUAGCCGGGCAUGUGAUGUCUUGAAUCAGGCGCCGAAAUUGAGAACGGUCGUAGUGAGCUGGUGUGACUCUACACAGACGGGCAACUGGCCGGAGAAGGCGAAAAUCUUGACACCGCUGAAGAAGUUGAAUUGUGAUGGCAUGGCGAGGAGGGAUAGACCGGUGACUUUCAAGAUCGGAAAGAUCAAUGGGCAGGAAGAUUUGAAAAGAGAAGACUUCGUGGCGGCUUUGAGGGAUGUUCUGGGUCCUGAUCAACAGUUGGAUGCCGGCAGUGAAGGGACCGAUGACCCGAGUUCGAGCUUGCGAAUGUUGGCAUUUGAUGUGAGGCAGGAGAGGCACCGCCUGUCCAGCAAUCCAGGAAGCAUUCCAGUUGCAGUUGGACGAAGUGGCUGGAAAGGUGCUCCGCCAUUGAUGGAAGCUCCCUUAGAAGAAGAAGAAGAAGAAAAAGAUGUCGAAGACUCCGAUCCUCUGCCGGAUGUUUCGAGCAGCUCAAACUAG
This is a messenger RNA of Lecanosticta acicola, 927 nucleotides long. NCBI's taxonomy places the organism in Eukaryota, Fungi, Ascomycota, Dothideomycetes, Mycosphaerellales, Mycosphaerellaceae. The record is from the annotation of a GenBank genome assembly.